GCCGGCUCGACUUGGCCAACGUUCCAGCCGACCCCGCCGCCCGGUCGCUCUCGCUGCCAUUGCCGGGUAGAGACGAGGUUGGCCGACGCCUGCUCCCGCUCCCGCUCCCUCUGCGUAUCUCCAUGGGCCAAGGACAGAGUCUGUCCGCCCCUCCGGCGGAGGAGCUUACUCCGCCCGCCGCGGAGCCGUCCUCUCCUUCUCCUGCCUCGGCGUCCUCCUCCCUCGAGGCGCUCGCCGCAGAGGCCAUGUCAUUUGAUGAGGGUGAUACUGAGGAGUCAAUUGAUGAGAAGGUACAAAAAGCUCUGGAGUGUCCAUGUGUUGCUGAUUUGAAAAAUGGUCCUUGUGGAGGCUCAUUUGUCGAUGCAUUUUCCUGCUUCCUUAGGAGCACAGAAGAAGAGAAGGGGUCAGAUUGUGUGAACCCCUUUAUCGCACUGCAGGACUGCAUCAAAGCAAAUCCAGAGGCAUUUUCUAAGGAGAUUUUGGAGGAAGAGGAGAAUGAUGAGGAAGCGGAGGAUUCCAACCUGAAAGUUAGAGCCCCAGCAUGGUCUAGAGAACCCAAACCCAAGGCUUGAGAUUGCAUGGCAUUAACUGAUGAUACUGAGAUUCAUCCAGUUCACAGACUUCUCCUUAUUUCUCUGAUAAGUUCUUCAGUAGACAGCAGUAGAUUGAUUUCAGAGCGCAAAGAGCCAAAGAGGCAUCCGAAAUCCAUCCGCAGAGAUAUGCAUACUUUGUGUGGUACAAAUGCCCUGAAGUAUCUUUUUUAGAAUAUACACGUUAUUUCGACUGGGACCAACAAAAUUGUAAUCUAAAUAACUGGGAGUUGGGAUUUGGAGUGCCAUGGGAACCAUACGAGCAAGUAAAAUUUCAUGACGAAUCAGUUUCCAUGACA
Panicum hallii is the source of this 889-nucleotide messenger RNA. RefSeq names its product mitochondrial intermembrane space import and assembly protein 40 homolog. Lineage: Eukaryota; Viridiplantae; Streptophyta; Magnoliopsida; Poales; Poaceae. The record is from RefSeq and is a predicted model, not a curated record. The coding region runs from base 123 to 572 and encodes 149 amino acids. The transcript is spliced from 4 exons. Gene Ontology annotation, cellular component: mitochondrial intermembrane space. Gene Ontology annotation, biological process: protein import into mitochondrial intermembrane space. Gene Ontology annotation, molecular function: protein-disulfide reductase activity.